GGGCACAUAAAAGUGCGGCCGGCCGGCCGGCCGAGACUACACCGCUGCGCCGCUCCUGCCUCCACCGCCUCCCUUCCUGCCGCCUCCUCUGCUCCCUGGGGACCAAGGGCGAUGGACGCCGGCUGCCUGUGGGUCCGCAGCCUGCUGCUCUUCCUCGGUUACCUAUUGCAAGCAGUCCUGGGCACAACAGUGAUCCCGUUGUGCGGGCCUGGUGAAAUGGAGAACUGCACGACAGCGCUCAUCCAGACAGAGAACAGCCCACGUGUGGCCCAGGUUGGGAUAACGAGAUGCAAACCUGAAAUGAAGGACUACUGCUUCCAUGGGCAGUGCGUGUACAUCGUGGACUUGGAUGAGCACUACUGCAGGUGUGACGUGGGCUUCUCCGGAGUGCGCUGCGUGCACUCGGAGCUCGUCCGGCAGCCCCUCAGCAAGGAGUACGUGGCACUGACCGUCAUCGUGGUCCUGCUCUUCCUCGCUGCCCUCUCCCUCGCCAGCUACUACAUCUGCAGAAGGUACCGAAACAAGAGGAGACAAACAAAUGCCAGUGAAUACAAGGAAGUUGGUGCCCUAUAGAAGAAACUGUGGCUUCCUGCUGUGUUCUGUUCGUCUGGAUGGACUCAGUGGCUAAGCAUCUAUUUAAAUGUUAUUUUUAUUAAUAAUAUUUACAAUAUUUAUAACCUUUUAAAAAUUUCAAUUGUUCGGUGAUUCAAUAAGCAUAGGUCAAGCAUUUUAUUUUCAGUGUUUUAUUUUUUUAUUAAAUAAUAUUUCCUAAAGGGAAUCCCACCUAAGUGGUACUUUGGGAUAGAGAUAUAUUUUUAUAAGAACUCGUCUUCUUGCUCUGGAGAGAAGAAUUUUAUAUUUAUUCUUGUGAAUAUACUCAAAGCAAUUGUAUUCCUUGAAAUAAAAGUUGUAGACAAAG
Molecule: messenger RNA, 919 nt
Organism: Poecile atricapillus (Black-capped chickadee)
Lineage: Eukaryota; Metazoa; Chordata; Aves; Passeriformes; Paridae
Gene: EREG
Product: epiregulin
Exons: 5
Coding region: 112-573 (153 amino acids)
Biological process (GO): positive regulation of cell population proliferation; epidermal growth factor receptor signaling pathway; positive regulation of mitotic nuclear division
Source: RefSeq, a predicted model, not a curated record